GCCAUUGCACAUGCACAUGCGAUAUGCCAAAGCCAAAAGAUGAGCAAUAAAGGGGAGGGGCUGUCUCAACUCGAGAUUUAUGCUUUGACCUUUGCCUCUCAACGUCAACGUCAACCUCUUACAAUUCACCCCGGCUGGAUAUUCUACAUUUAAUAAUUGUGAGUGCAGUCUGCAAUCAAGGCUAAGAUGAGCUCCACUAGAAGCCGCACCAGAACUGGCGUCCGAUUGGUUGUCGGGCUUUUUGCCCUGGUCGCCAUGGGAAUGUACACCUUUGUUGCCAAGACCCCUCAAUUGCAACACGUACACAGCACAUACACUCCCAAAGGACUGUUUGGUAAUAUCUACGCUCGUCUAUUUACUUCGCGGACAGCCAAACUGAACGCACUUAACCCUGUGUUACAUAAACGACAUUUACUCUCAUUGGACGGCUACAGUUAUAAUGAUGAUGACCCGACCACGCCCCCUUUGGGAGAUGAUGAUGGUGAUGACUGUACCAACCCCAGAGGAACACAUGACGGUUAUAACGACAGCUGUGCAUUUGUGCAGGACCAGUGUCAAGACGAGGCUGCCCUCGUUAACUACCUCUCUUUUGUCCUCUGUGAUCUGGCCAGCCUGGAGAUUCUUGGGUACGUUCUGUUGGGUCUGUGGCUCCUCUACCUCAUCUCUCUACUGGCCACAACAGCAGACAAUUUCUUUGUGCCCCCUCUGAACUUGCUUUCGGAGAAGCUCCGCCUCUCCCCCAGCAUAGCGGGGAUAACCCUCCUCGCUAUCGGUAAUGGGGCUCCGGACGUCUUCACUGCCUACGCUGCACUCCAAAGUGACGACAUUCAACUACUGUUAGGAGCGCUGAUAGGAGCAUCAAUUUUCAUCUCGACUGUUGUCCUGGGCAGUAUUAUUCUGACGGUCAAGAUCGAGAAGGACGAUAUCGAUCGUAUCGACUUUGUACGAGAUGUGGUGGCGUACAUAAUCACUGUUGCCUUGGUGAUAGGAGUGGCUUUUGAUGGAGAUGUUCGACUGGUGGAGGCCAUACUGUUCCCUGUUUUCUACUUCAUCUACAUUGGGACAGCCAUAACCAUUGCCUAUAUCAGGCGAUUAGUAGCCAAAAAGCGGGAGGAGCGGGCGGAGGCCUCGGUCACUGAGAAGAGCCCCCUCCUGGAUGAGCAUACACGUUCCCAGGACAACAGUGAACUGGUGGUACAGAUUAACGUCAGCCUCAGGGAGGGGAGAGAGGAAGUAAAGAAGAAGAGGUUGACUCUCCUCGGACUCACCUGGCCUAGAGGUUCCAACAUUGCGGUGAAGGUUCAGUGGUUCUUAGAGUGGCCGUUCAGUCUCCUGCGUUGGAUGUCCGUCCCUCCCUGCUAUUACGAUGACCAGUGGACAGAGUGGCAUCACUACUUUGUGGUCACCUCCCCUAUACCCAUCGCCAUGGUGCUACUGAUAGCUGCCCAAGGUUGGAGUGGGUUCACUGACUUCUACAUUGGGGUCAUGCCCCUCUAUGUCUUCCUAAUUAUGUGGGGUUUCAUCAUCUCAUCGUUAUUCUACUUCCUAGUGCCAUCUAACCGCCCCCCACAUUGGUCAGUACAGAUCAUCUUGGGGGUGCUCGCUUUCGUCAUGUCCAUAGCUUGGCUCAAUAUAGAGGCUAACGAGGUGGUGGCUGUCCUGCAAGCGUUUGGACUUCUAUUUUGAAUUGACACAGCCAUCCUCGGGCUCACGGUGCUGGCUAUCGGCAACUCCGUGGGGGAUUGGGUGGCGGACACAGCUGUAGCGAGGGCCGGUAAACCGGGGAUGGGCAUAGCGUCUUGCUUCGGGUCUCCCCUCCUCAACGAUGUCCUGGGGCUUAGUGUGGCACUGCUGGCUAAGAUGGCUACCAACGGAGGGCAACCGUUCACAUUCCCUAUACACACUGCAGCGUUUGACAGAGUGAAGCUCUCGUGGAUAUUUCUAGGGAUCUCUCUCCUCUCUAGUGUGAUAGUCUUCCCUCUCUUCAAGUUCUCUCCUCCUAAACCAUUCGGAGUGGCUCUUCUCUAUUUCUACCUUGUGUUCAUGGUCUUCUCUGUCCUAAGUCAAGUCGGUGUCAUGAACAUUCACUUUCCUUUCUAAAUGAACACAGGUUAUUACUUUUUUAUUAUUGUUGUUGUUGUUGUUGUAUCAUUAUGUAUGUAUAUAAAGUUUGAGCUCUGUUAAGCUAUCCUACCUGACUUUAUUGGUAGAUCAAUUAA
Halichondria panicea is the source of this 2219-nucleotide messenger RNA. Its product is annotated as putative sodium/calcium exchanger 7. Lineage: Eukaryota; Metazoa; Porifera; Demospongiae; Suberitida; Halichondriidae. Gene Ontology annotation, molecular function: monoatomic cation transmembrane transporter activity. Gene Ontology annotation, cellular component: membrane. The record is from RefSeq and is a predicted model, not a curated record. The transcript is spliced from 14 exons. Gene Ontology annotation, biological process: transmembrane transport; monoatomic cation transport; intracellular calcium ion homeostasis.